This is a messenger RNA of Rattus norvegicus (Norway rat), 1392 nucleotides long. It is a transcript of the gene Ppp1ca, whose product is annotated as protein phosphatase 1 catalytic subunit alpha. Gene Ontology annotation, cellular component: chromosome, telomeric region; nucleoplasm; postsynaptic density. Gene Ontology annotation, molecular function: cadherin binding involved in cell-cell adhesion; phosphatase activity; phosphoprotein phosphatase activity. The transcript is spliced from 7 exons. NCBI's taxonomy places the organism in Eukaryota, Metazoa, Chordata, Mammalia, Rodentia, Muridae. Gene Ontology annotation, biological process: positive regulation of glycogen biosynthetic process; cell-cell adhesion; RNA polymerase II promoter clearance. Bases 69 to 1061 code for a protein of 330 amino acids. The record is from RefSeq and is marked provisional.
AGGAGGCUGCAAGAGGGCGGGAGGCAGGAGAGGGCCCGGAGCUGGUGGGCCGGAGCGGCGGCGCCGCCAUGUCCGACAGCGAGAAGCUCAACCUGGAUUCCAUCAUCGGGCGCCUGCUGGAAGUGCAGGGCUCACGGCCUGGAAAGAAUGUGCAGCUGACAGAGAACGAGAUCCGUGGUCUUUGCCUCAAAUCCCGGGAGAUUUUCCUGAGCCAGCCUAUUCUUCUGGAGCUUGAGGCGCCUCUCAAGAUCUGUGGUGACAUCCAUGGCCAGUACUAUGACCUUCUACGGCUGUUCGAGUAUGGUGGCUUCCCUCCAGAGAGCAACUACCUCUUCUUGGGGGACUAUGUGGAUCGGGGAAAGCAGUCUUUGGAGACCAUCUGCUUGUUGCUGGCCUAUAAGAUCAAAUACCCGGAGAAUUUCUUUCUACUACGUGGGAACCAUGAGUGUGCCAGCAUCAACCGCAUCUAUGGCUUCUAUGAUGAAUGCAAGAGACGAUACAACAUCAAACUGUGGAAGACUUUCACCGACUGCUUCAACUGCCUGCCCAUUGCAGCCAUUGUAGAUGAGAAGAUCUUCUGCUGCCACGGAGGCCUGUCUCCAGACUUGCAAUCCAUGGAGCAGAUUAGACGUAUUAUGCGGCCCACGGACGUGCCUGACCAGGGCCUGUUGUGUGAUCUGCUGUGGUCUGACCCUGACAAGGAUGUUCAAGGCUGGGGCGAGAAUGACCGUGGAGUCUCCUUUACCUUUGGGGCCGAGGUUGUAGCCAAGUUCCUGCACAAGCAUGAUUUGGACCUCAUCUGCAGAGCACAUCAGGUUGUAGAAGAUGGCUAUGAGUUCUUUGCCAAGAGGCAGCUGGUGACACUCUUCUCAGCUCCCAACUACUGUGGCGAGUUUGACAACGCUGGCGCCAUGAUGAGUGUGGACGAGACACUCAUGUGUUCCUUCCAGAUCCUCAAGCCCGCUGAUAAGAAUAAGGGGAAGUAUGGGCAGUUCAGUGGCCUGAACCCCGGAGGCCGUCCCAUCACUCCACCCCGCAAUUCUGCCAAAGCCAAGAAAUAGCCUCCAUGUGCUGCCCUCUGCCCCAGAUGACGGAUUAUUUGUACAGAAAUCAUGCUGCCAUGGGUCACACUGGCCUCUCAGGCCCACCCAUCAUGGGGAACACAGCGUUAAGUGUCUUUCCUUUAUUUUUUAAAGAAUCAAUAGCAGCAUCUAAUUCCCCAGGGCUCCCUCCCACCAGCACCUGUGGUGGCUGCAAGUGGAAUCCUGGGGCCAAGGCUGCAGCUCAGGGCAAUGGCAGACCAGAUUGUGGGUCUCCAGCCUUGCAUGGCUGGCAGCCAGAUCCUGGGGCAACCCAUCUGGUCUCUUGAAUAAAGGUCAAAGCUGGAUUCUC